Phycomyces blakesleeanus NRRL 1555(-) is the source of this 813-nucleotide messenger RNA. RefSeq lists its product as hypothetical. The coding region runs from base 37 to 729 and encodes 230 amino acids. The transcript is spliced from 4 exons. The record is from RefSeq and is a predicted model, not a curated record. Gene Ontology annotation, molecular function: glutathione transferase activity. NCBI's taxonomy places the organism in Eukaryota, Fungi, Mucoromycota, Mucoromycetes, Mucorales, Phycomycetaceae. Gene Ontology annotation, cellular component: cytoplasm.
CAAAACUACCUGUCUAUUCUUUCUUAGCAUAACACCAUGAGCGCAGAACGCAAGAUUGUAUUCUACAACUUUCCCGGUUGUCCUUAUGCCCAACGUGCAGCCAUUACUUUGAAUGAGACUGGGGCUAAAUUUGAAGAAGUUUACAUUGACCUUGCCAACAAGCCCGAAUGGUAUCAUAAGGUUAAUCCUGAACUCAAGGUGCCCGCUAUUACGAUUGACGGAAAGACGUUUGCAGAGUCUCUUGUGAUCAUUGAGCUUCUUAGUGAUCUCUAUCCCGAGAAAAGACUUCUUCCUAGUGAUCCUUUCAAGAGAGCAUCGAUUCGGUUUGCGAUUGAGUACUUUGCAACCAAGAUUUCGUCGCCUUGGUACAAGGUUCUUUUCAAUUACGGUGACGAGACCAAGGAAGGAUUUAUUAAAGAGACCGAGGCAGGAUUUACGAGACUUGGUGAGUUGCUCCGUGAACAAAGUGAGACCGGACCUUAUUUCCUUGGUGAAGAGUAUUCGCUUGCCGAUGUUGCUAUUGCGCCAUUCUUGGGCCGAGUUCUGUUGACCUUCAAGCACUGGGUCGGAGAUUACAAGCACAAGGCUAUCCAGAAUGACAAGCGAUUGGAGGCAUUUGUGGAGGGUAUCCUUAGCCGGCCAUCGUUCAAGGAAACGAUUAAGAGUGAAGAGUAUCUGAUUGAGCAUUUCCAAGCCAGAUUCAAAUUGCCUCCCAGUGGCAUCAACUAAAUGUUCAUUAUUUGUUUAAAAAAGAAUCAAUACCCUAUCUUAAUAUUUUGUGCCAAUCCAAUAAAAAUAUUGAAAAUAAUAUUG